This is a messenger RNA of Patiria miniata (bat star), 1727 nucleotides long. RefSeq names its product sorting nexin-12-like. Gene Ontology annotation, molecular function: phosphatidylinositol-3-phosphate binding. The transcript has 4 exons. Gene Ontology annotation, biological process: endocytic recycling; late endosome to Golgi transport. The coding region runs from base 31 to 549 and encodes 172 amino acids. NCBI's taxonomy places the organism in Eukaryota, Metazoa, Echinodermata, Asteroidea, Valvatida, Asterinidae. The record is from RefSeq and is a predicted model, not a curated record. Gene Ontology annotation, cellular component: early endosome membrane; retromer complex.
UUGAGGUCAACGCACUUUUUACACUCCAGCAUGGCGGACGAAGCUGAACGAGCGGCGGCGGCUGCAGCGGCAAAUGCUGACACUAGGCGGCUUGGUGCCAAGAAACAAACCCUAGACGAUGCUUACGCCGCCCCAGCAAACUUCCUAGAGAUCGAUGUGCUCAACCCGGAGACACACGGCAUCGCUAAGAAGAGAUACACCGAUUAUGAAGUGCGGAUGAAGACUAACCUGCCUGUUUUCAAGCUGAAGGAAUCCUCGACCAGGCGAAGAUACAGUGACUUUGAGUGGCUCAGGACUGAACUGGAAAGAGACAGCAAGAUCGUGGUCCCUCCCUUACCUGGCAAAGCGCUGAAGAGGCAGCUGCCGUUCAGAGGCGAUGAUGGCAUCUUUGACGAUGAGUUCAUUGAGGAACGACGCCAGGGCCUUGAAUCAUUUGUCAACAAAAUCUCUGGCCACCCACUCGCCCAGAACGAGCGCUGCCUACACAUGUUCCUGCAAGACCCGGUCAUAGACAAAAACUACGUGCCGGGCAAAAUUCGCAACACAUAAGCACACAGAAAACCGUUCCCCUCUCAAAAGCACCCUGAGGCGACAACUCCGCUCCCUGCUUCUUGAGUCUUGUGGAUGUGUUACCCGCAGGUUGUAUCUUAAAAAAAGUUUUUCUUUUAUACCAAGUAUACAUAUAUACCCAUAGAUAAACUUGUUUACAUGGGGUGUUUUCUGUUGAACACCCCGACACUUUGAUUGUUGAAUACUGUGAAUUAGAGAAAAAGUUAGAUUUGGUAAAAGAAAGUACAUUAGACUUUGGGUUGCAACAUGCAACACUUUGUGUUUUAACAGGAAGAGUAGAGUACUUGUUUUAAAAUGCUGCAAGCAGUAUCUAGUACAGAAAAGGGGACAAACAAAAUCAGUUUUCAUGAUACAUUGAUUCGGUUAACCCUAAUCUUCCCCAUUCCUCCAAAAUCCUCUGAAGUGGAGGAUUUUGAAGGAUUGAGGCUGUACAGCAAUAAUGAUCCAGUCGAGUUUGGAGGAUGCAUUGUGCCAAGGUCUUAGGCUGUACCUUGUGUUGUGUAUAUGCUUUGCCGUGCAUAGAAAUAGGCCUAGAUGAUAAUUGAAAUCCUCUGCAAGUGCUUCUGGGUAUCCUCUGCCCUGCCUCAACCCAUUAACAGUGAUUGUUGGAGGAUUGUGCAGCAUUGAGGCGGUGGCCUCCCUCCACUGAACAAAUUCAAGAAAUAACGGUUGCUUUUGAAGGAAUGAGGCUGUAUUCCAUUUUUACCAUUGAGGCAGUGGAUGAUUUUGAAGGAUUGAGGCAUCCUAGCAAAGAGGCCUGUCUGUAAGCACUGACCCAGAUCCGUCAAAAUCCACUUGGAAAUGUUUCAGGAUUUUGCAGGAUUGUCAGGAAGUUAGAUCCAGUCUGCAUCAUUGGGAUUUGAGGCCCCUUAAUCAGUUCACAUCAGAUGACGGAUAAACACGCUAUGAGCGAGGCUGGAAAUAUCUGUCAGUGACCCGCUCGCAGCGAGCGAGGCCGGAAAUAUCAGGGUGUGCUCCCCGCAGAUGACGGUCUGAACCCGUCUUACAUACAUGUAGAGGUUCGUGAAAAACAAUCCCGCGGCUGGGUCCGGUCGAUGUCAAAAUAAUCCCGGCGUAAACUGGUUAAGAAGUACAGAAAAGUGCCAUUAGAUUACUACACAGUGAGGGAUUUGGGGAUCCAAAAGUCCACCCCCCCC